UGAAUGGAAGCUUCCAGUCCCAACACUUCCCUCUUCAAAUCAAAACCUAACCUAACCCCCACACACUCUCUAGAAGAAAGUGCAACACAGCACUCAGCACUCCUUCUCCAAACCCCCUCCUAAACCCUAAUCCGAUUUCCUCAGCCUUGAUAGAAGGAUAAAUGGCGUCAACUUUCACUGCCAUGUCUUCGGUUGGCUAUUUGGGUGUUCCAGACGUGUUGAAUAAGAAACUUGCAUCUUCAUAUAAGUUGUCAUCGCUUCCUUCAAUUUCUACUACCCCUUUUGGUAGGAGACAAAAUGUAGUUCUAAGGAAGUCACGGGUGCCGAAGGUUUAUGCUGCUAAGGAGUUGCAUUUCAACAAGGAUGGCUCAGCAAUCAGGAAAUUGCAAACUGGUGUAAACAAGCUUGCAGAUUUAGUUGGGGUUACGCUUGGACCAAAGGGCAGAAAUGUUGUUCUAGAAAGCAAGUAUGGCUCUCCAAAGAUUGUUAAUGAUGGUGUCACGGUUGCCAAGGAGGUUGAGUUGGAGGAUCCGGUUGAGAAUAUUGGGGCUAAGCUGGUCAGACAGGCAGCUGCAAAAACAAAUGACUUGGCUGGUGAUGGAACAACUACUUCUGUUGUUCUUGCGCAAGGGCUUAUUGCUGAAGGUGUUAAGGUGGUGGCAGCUGGUGCUAACCCAGUUCUAAUAACAAGAGGCAUUGAGAAGACCGCAAAGGCUCUAGUGUCCGAGCUUAAAUCGAUGUCAAAAGAUGUUGAAGACAGUGAACUUGCAGAUGUUGCUGCUGUAAGUGCUGGUAACAACUAUGAAGUAGGUAAUAUGAUUGCUGAAGCAAUGAGUAAAGUGGGUAGGAAGGGUGUGGUAACCCUUGAGGAGGGAAAAAGUGCUGAGAACAGCCUCUAUGUUGUCGAAGGAAUGCAAUUCGAUCGCGGUUACAUCUCUCCUUACUUUGUAACUGAUGGUGAGAAAAUGGCAGUGGAAUAUGAGAAUUGCAAGUUGCUACUUGUUGAUAAGAAAAUAACAAAUGCAAGGGAUCUUAUCAACAUCCUGGAAGAUGCUAUUAGAGGUGGAUACCCAAUUCUGAUUAUUGCUGAAGACAUUGAGCAGGAAGCUUUGGCAACUCUUGUUGUGAACAAACUUAGAGGAGCUCUGAAGAUUGCCGCUCUUAAAGCUCCUGGAUUUGGAGAGCGUAAGAGCCAGUACCUUGAUGACAUUGCUAUUCUGACAGGAGGUACGGUAAUCAGAGAUGAGGUUGGGCUUUCCCUGGACAAAGCUGGCAAAGAGGUCCUUGGUCAUGCUUCUAAGGUGGUUCUUACCAAAGACACUACCACCAUUGUGGGUGAUGGAAGCACCCAGGAAGCAGUAAACAAGAGAGUUUCACAGAUUAGAAAUCUUAUUGAAGCUGCAGAACAAGAUUACGAGAAAGAGAAAUUAAAUGAAAGGAUUGCUAAACUGUCUGGUGGAGUUGCAGUAAUCCAGGUUGGAGCACAGACAGAAACAGAGCUUAAAGAAAAGAAACUGAGAGUUGAAGAUGCACUUAAUGCAACUAAGGCAGCUGUUGAGGAGGGUAUUGUUGUUGGUGGUGGAUGUACCUUGCUGAGACUUGCAUCAAAGGUAGACGCCAUUAAGGAUACCCUUAAAAAUGAUGAAGAAAAGGUUGGGGCAGAUAUUGUUAGAAGAGCCUUGAGCUACCCUCUGAAGUUGAUUGCUAAGAAUGCUGGUGUUAAUGGGAGUGUUGUCAGUGAGAAGGUGCUAUCCAGUGAUGACCCUAGAUUUGGAUACAAUGCUGCAACUGGGAAAUAUGAAGAUCUCAUGGCUGCAGGGAUUAUUGACCCAACCAAGGUGGUCAGAUGCUGUCUGGAACAUGCUUCCUCGGUAGCAAAAACAUUCUUGAUGUCUGACUGUGUGGUGGUGGAGAUCAAGGAACCUGAACCAGUCCCUGCUGGCAACCCCAUGGACAAUUCAGGAUACGGCUACUGAGCUUAAUACUUUUGCCGGGGAAGGAAAUAAGACUAUCCAGUGUUUUUCUUUAUAAAAUGAGUGUUCAGACUUUUUGACCCAAUUAAUUUCACAGGAAUAUGUCAAAGAAUAUUUGGUGCUUAAUUGUAGUAGAGAUGAAAAUGAGCUUCCUUGUAAAUUAUUUAUCAUCUUUCUGGAUGAAUAAGCUUAUUUGACAAGGGUAUCUGUAAUUCAAUGUAAAAUUGCAGCAGUUUUGAACUAUU
This is a messenger RNA of Rubroshorea leprosula, 2218 nucleotides long. The record is from the annotation of a GenBank genome assembly. NCBI's taxonomy places the organism in Eukaryota, Viridiplantae, Streptophyta, Magnoliopsida, Malvales, Dipterocarpaceae.